UACUCAAGCAGGGGCAGACUGACCAUUUGGAAAACUCGGGCACUGCCCGAGGGCCAGGGGUCAGUAGGGGGCCCCAUGAGAUGCCCCUGGUACCUUUUUCAUAGGCUUUUUUAAGUUUGGGCAAGGACACAGGGGCCCCAUGAUCCCCUAUUGCCCAUGGGCCCCAUGAGUUGCCAGUCUGCUCCUGUACCCAAGAUAGGUUGAUCACAUGACUUUCACAAUUUAUGGGACAAAGCUGU
Molecule: messenger RNA, 239 nt
Organism: Staurois parvus
Lineage: Eukaryota; Metazoa; Chordata; Amphibia; Anura; Ranidae
Source: the annotation of a GenBank genome assembly